UACAGGACUAUUGCAUACCAACCAAGUGGAUACAAUAAGAACUGCGCGUUAAAACCAACUCUUCAAAACGGCAUUAAACAGGACUUAUUAAAAUAAGGACUUAUAUUUUUUAUUUCAUACAGCGAUUUACUUUGGAAAUUGUCGGCAACUUUCGUCUACAAGGCUUUUAUAUUUGAAGAGAAGAUGUUGAAAGUUUACCUCACGUUGGUUUUGUUGGCGGCUGCUGUUUUCGCUGAAUCGGUACGAGAAACGGAAACGUGGGUACCUCUGAAAAAUAAGUCGCCCCAUGAGGGCCUGGAGUCCUCAGGUGACUCCCCAAAUGGAGAUUUUGAGUUCACCAACAUCACUCCGACCACCGAUGAUGAGGAUGGCUUUGACGAUGGGGACAACGAUGAUGAUGAUGACGAUGAUGAGAUGUCAGGCUCUGGAGAUGUAGGAAUAACAGAUGAAGACUUGAAGAAUGUAAUCGAUAAUUGGAUCCCUGAUUCUGAUAUGCCGGUUCCUCCGAAACCCACUAUUGACGAAAGAGUUCUGGUCAAGAACAACGAGGUCCUGCUUCGUGCACCAAGCCAAGAUAUUUACCAAAACAAUAAUAAUGUGCUCAUGUCCCAAGCUGACGAUGACAGCAUAUUCCGCAAUAAAGAAGUGCUUGCCGCUGUUAUUGCGGGAGGAGCAGUCGGUCUCAUCUUCGCCGUCGUCCUCAUCGUCCUCCUCGUUCACUUCGUUCUCCGAAUCAAGAAAAAGGACGAAGGAAGUUACGAACUCAGCAAGACGCCCAUCUACAAGAAAGCCCCCACCGCGGAAAUCUACGCAUGAGCAUACACACACAUUCUCUUACUCCUUUGAACUAUAAGCUCACACAGUGCCUCGCCCUAACGGGUCGCCACCAACCACAGGAAGACCUCACACGAAUAAUUAUUCAGACUGGACUUUUGCAUUGAAAUCACAUCAAUCGUAACGGGACAUGGAGAGGAGGGUGCCUGUUGCCAAACCGCUCCGUUUAAAAGAUGUUUCUUGUCUUGUUGUUUCCGCACCCUCUCGUUUUGCUGAAGUUUAUCGACUUUUUAAUCGCACGCUCUCCUGCGUCUAUUAUUUUAAAACACUACAUGGCGCAACGGAGCAUUUGCCGGUUGAAGGGUUUAGGUCGCCGUUUGACAAUUCGACCACCCACGUCGGUGUCGAGAUCGGUGCUACGAGGGGUGGUCACUGUAGCCUUUUUUUUGUUUUGCAAUGUUUUUUGUUUGUUUUUAAAUCUGUGUGCUGUAAAAAUUUUUAAUUUUCUUAUUAAACGUCAGGGGUGAAACCAAACUGAGCACACGCAGUAUAUCUUUGUUGUCGUGCUACGGUGUACUGUAUUAAACGUAUACCCAUUUCAGCCAUGGUGUUUGAGGAUAAUGUACAUUCCACGUUUUGCAUGUGGUAAAUUGUGAGACUAGACCCACUACAUUGCUGCUGGACUGUCAGCUAAGCUACUUUAAGGUACAGACAUCAUGCUGUCUUUUGAUUCAAUAUCGGUUCAUUGCGACAGAUAUUCAACAUCCAGGGAUCUGUAAAUAGCCAUUUAAAUAAAAUAUGAAACUUCGGUACUUCUUGACAGCCUUUUAUUUACCAAAUAUUUAAAUGCCAAAAUUGAUUUUUCAUUUUCUUUUUUGCAUCCCGGUAUUCGCUUUGGCACAGAUCUGUUUGUGAUAAACAGAUACUCGCGUCUGUAGCUUUACAAUAAUGUUUGAGAACGAUGACCAAUGCUAGUACUAACUUUUGUCUUUUUUCAGUGUUUUGUAGAUGUUCUUAAUUCUCAUUUUAUUUUUUAUUAAUUUAACUGUCAUAUUUUAUUGCCUGCCUUCAGGUCGGGGCUUUCCCCUUAUCAGCUGUUGUACAUGUGAUUAUUUUAUUUUAUUUUUUAGUUUUUUUAUAUAUAAAUAUAUAAACAGUAGUGCAGAAAAAAUUAAAGGUUGUUAGUUAUUCAACAGAGAUUUUUCAAAAGAGUUUUUAUUUCUUUUAGACAUUUUAAGCCGAAUCUAUUUAUGUUUUGUAGAAGGAUGUUCUGGAUUAGAUGAGACAAACGUGAAUGAGCCGUGUGGCGAAAGAUGAAUAGCAAAUCUGCUGCUUUGUUUUGGUCGCAUCCAGAUAAAAUCGCUGAUCUUAUGAAGAAGUCAAUGAAUCAUUGAUUUCAACAUGCAGGUUCUGAUCUGUUGAAAAUAAAGCUAUUUUAUGCACAUAA
Molecule: messenger RNA, 2221 nt
Organism: Paramisgurnus dabryanus
Lineage: Eukaryota; Metazoa; Chordata; Actinopteri; Cypriniformes; Cobitidae
Gene: sdc4
Product: syndecan 4
Biological process (GO): cell migration
Cellular component (GO): membrane; cell surface
Source: RefSeq, a predicted model, not a curated record